This is a messenger RNA of Arabis nemorensis, 1812 nucleotides long. NCBI's taxonomy places the organism in Eukaryota, Viridiplantae, Streptophyta, Magnoliopsida, Brassicales, Brassicaceae. The record is from the annotation of a GenBank genome assembly.
AUGGAUUUUCCUGAGAAUUUGCCAUCGGAUAGUGGAAGAUUAGAGCAGAUUGUUUCACACUUUUUUCCAAAGGCAUUACACAUCGUUCUAGAUUCUAGAAUCCCUUCGUUGCAAUCUCGUGGUCGUACUCGUGAGCGUUUAUCGGGUCUUAAUGUUAAAAAGAGUGAUAAAUGGUUCAAUCUCGUGAUGGGAGAUCGUCCUGCAGCUUUGGAGAAGCUGCAUUCUUGGCAUAGGAACAUCUUGGAUUCUAUGAUCAUUGAUAUCAUACUUGUUCAUCCGAUCCCGAGUGACGAUGAUCAUGUCGUCGAUUCCACUCUUAGAUCAGCUGAGACUGUGAUCGAGCGUUGGGUUGUUCAGUAUGAGAAUCCACUGAUUAUGUCUCCUCAGAAUUCUGAUUCGUCUACUCGUUAUCAGAAGGUUUACAAGAAAUCUAUCAUUCUAUUGCGGUCUCUUUACGCGCAGACUCGCCUUCUCCCUGCGUAUCGUGUCUCUAGGCAGCUACGUUCGUCUCUUGCCUCUUCUGGUUAUGAUAUAGUUUACAAGGUUUCAUCUUUCAGUGAUAUAUUCUCAGGUCCAGUGACAGAAACUAUGAAAGAGUUUCGUUUUGCACCUGUUGAAGUGCCUCCUGGUCGUCUUUGCGCCUCUGUUACUUACCGUUCUGACUUGUCUGAUUUUAAUCUCGGUGCUCAUAUCACAUUGCCUCCAAGAAUCAUAACCGAUUACGUAGGGAGUCCUGCAACAGAUCCUAUGAGGUUUUUCCCUUCUCCAGGGAAAAGUGUUGAAGGUACAUCUUUUCCAGUUAGAGCUGGUCGGCCUCCAUUGACUAGUUCAGCUGCUGAACGUCCGCAUAGCUGGACCAGCGGCUUUCACAGACCUCCAGCUCAUUACGCAACGCCAAACCAAUCCUUUUCGCCUGCUCAUUCACAUCAAUUCUCACCCGGACUACACGAUUUCCAGUGGUCGCGUACAGAUGCUUUUGGUGACAGUCACCAGCUUUCACCUCCUUUUUCGCCAUCGUGUUCUCCCUCUACGCCAAGAUACAUUUCGGGGAGUAACAGUCCGCGGAUUAAUGUGAGGCCAGGGACUGCUCCAGUGACCAUUCCUUCUUCAGCCACAUUCAAUAGAUACGUUUCAUCUAACUUCUCUGAGCCAAGUAGGAAUCCACUUCCUCCUUUUUCUCCCAAAAGCACGAGACGCUCCCCUUCAUCGCAAGACUCUUUGCCUGGGAUUGCAUUGUACAAGAUUUCGAGAAGCGGAGAGUCUCCUUCUGGAUUAAUGAACCACUACCCUGGCCAGAAGCUGACAAAGGACAGCAAAUACGAUUCAGGACGCUUCUCAGGACUUCUAUCUUCGAGUGGCUCACCAAGAUUCGGGUUUUCUAGAAGCCCCAGUAGACUAUCUUCCCAAGAUGACUUGGAUGAUCCUGACUGUUCAUGCCCUUUUGAUUUCGACGAUGUUGACGAGUCAGGACUUCAGUACAGCCAAAGUCUUGACAGGAGGAAAACUUCAAGCUCUAUAUCGCAGUCGCAACCUAUAGGAAGAAAGUCGCAGGACGCAGCGGUAGGGGUUCUGGUUCACAUGCUGAAGACGGCACCACCAUUAAGGCAAGACUCGAGCACUUACAUGGGGUCAAUGACUGGGAUCCAGAGAGAAGGUUCAGUGUCAGUGUCAGUGUCAGGUACAGAAUCUGAAAUUUCCAUGGCUCGAAGUACAUCAGAUGCACUAGAGGAGCUGAGAAACUACAAGCAGCUCAAAGACUUGCUUCUCUCCAAAUCCAAGAGUGGAUCUGGUGGAGCAACUCGUGUCCACUAA